AAUCCUGAUGUGGAUGCUAAACCUUCCGUUCAUGUUCUGGUACUGGGUGAUGUCACAAGAUCUCCUCGGAUAAAAAAUCAUGCGAACUCUUUUGCUAGGGAGGGGUGGCGGGUUAAAUUUGCUGGCUACCGGGGUUUGCAGCCAACUGCGGACAAUGACCUUACGUGCUACUACCUCUCUCAAGUACCUAUAUUUGUGGACGACUACCUUCCGCGAUUUAUUUCUCUUUUCUUUAAGAUCAUUUUCCUAUCGAUUUCCCUCUUCGUUUACUUGGUCCUGCACAUGCGAGAGGACUUGCUAUUUGUUCAGUCCCCUCCUGCGGUACCCACUCUUCUGAUUGUAUACUUUUUUGCAUUGCUGAAGCGUAUGUAUAAGCUCAUGGAAUUGACAUUCGCGUCUUGGUUUCUCAACUCGAAUACUUUUGUGAAGACCCGCCAUUUUGCAGUUUCCAAAGCUCUUCAGAAAAAUUUACGUGAACAAACAGGGAUUGACGCGAUAGUUGUUUAUGAUAGACCGACCAAGGAUUUUAAACCCACUACGGUUGAAGACGCACACCGACUGUUUUGCCGUCUCUCCUACGAUUAUCCGCAGCUAAGAGGUCCAGAAGGAUCUACUCAAAGCACGGCUUUUACGGAGGUUGUCGAUCCAUCUUCCGGUACCUGUGGGUGGCGUGUUGAUCGACCGGCUCUUCUCAUUAGCAGCUGUUCAUGGACUCCCGAUGACGACUUUGCCAUCAUGUUGGAGGCUUUGGACAGCUAUAAUGCUACUGUCACCUCCUCCCCUAAUAUCUCCUUUCAUAAGCUCAUUUAUAUCGUUACUGGCCGCGGACCGUUGAAGUCGCAUUUUCAAGCAAUAAUAAAAGAACGCAAGUGGGAACACGUGGAGGUUUUGACCCCUUGGCUUGAAUGGUCCGACUAUCUGCUACUUCUGGGGGCUGCCGACUUGGGUGUUAGUCUACAUCACAGUACCUCUAAUCUCGAUCUUCCCAUGAAGAUCGUGGACUUGAUAGGCGCCGAGGUACCAGUUCUUGCGCUAGCUUAUCCAGCUCUCUCGGAACUACUUCCAAACGGUCAGUUGGGGUAUCACUUUUCCACGUCAGCAGCUCUAACCGACCACUUGACUCGCCUUCUGAUGCCGAAGGAGGACUUUGAGGGUGUUGGCGAUGCUCCCGACCUAAUCCGCUGCCGUCGUAACCUGCAUGAGCUCAAACAAUUCCCGAACAUGGACUGGCACACUCACUGGCUUAGCACCGUCCUACCCGUCUGUGAGAAACUGCUGGCAAAAAGCUAA
Messenger RNA from Hydatigera taeniaeformis, 1290 nucleotides. Lineage: Eukaryota; Metazoa; Platyhelminthes; Cestoda; Cyclophyllidea; Taeniidae. The record is from the annotation of a GenBank genome assembly.